AUGAGCUUAAAGGUUCGAACACGAAACAUGUAUUUAAGUAAGCAAGAGGUAGAUGGUCAGCCCCGGAUAUCGAGGGAGGCGAGAUAUUUGAGAGGUAAAAGAGAGGGAAAGAUCGGCUCAGAAGAUGGCGUGGGUAAGGAAGCAGUUGUUGUUGUGAGGGGAUAA
This is a messenger RNA of Loa loa (African eye worm), 165 nucleotides long. RefSeq lists its product as hypothetical. The transcript has a single exon. Lineage: Eukaryota; Metazoa; Nematoda; Chromadorea; Rhabditida; Onchocercidae. Bases 1 to 165 code for a protein of 54 amino acids. The record is from RefSeq and is a predicted model, not a curated record.